This is a messenger RNA of Cannabis sativa, 1854 nucleotides long. Its product is annotated as F-box/LRR-repeat protein 14. The transcript is spliced from 2 exons. Gene Ontology annotation, cellular component: SCF ubiquitin ligase complex. The record is from RefSeq and is a predicted model, not a curated record. Gene Ontology annotation, molecular function: protein binding. The coding region runs from base 219 to 1622 and encodes 467 amino acids. Gene Ontology annotation, biological process: SCF-dependent proteasomal ubiquitin-dependent protein catabolic process. Lineage: Eukaryota; Viridiplantae; Streptophyta; Magnoliopsida; Rosales; Cannabaceae.
AAAAUUUUCCAUUGACAAACGAAGAAAGGGAAAUCGAAAGAGCGAAGGCAGUUUCUUCCAAGAAAAAAAGAAAGAAAUUUACGAAGUGACCAUAGAAAAUAUUAACCGGAGCACAGAUUGAUUGAUUAUCCUAAGAUUCAUCAUUUCCAAUCCACAGGUUGUUGCUAUAUUAGCUAAUUUGUUUUCAAUAAGAGCAAAAGUAGAGGCUUCUACUAUUGAUGGAGGGUCUGCCAGACCCAUUAGUUUGGGAGAUUUUGAAUAGAAUUAAAAGAACAGCUGAUAGAAACUCUGUGUCUUUGUCUUGUAAGCAUUUCCACAAUCUGGAUAAUGAACAGAGGCAAUUCCUUAGGGUUGGUUGUGGAUUAGAUCCACCCAAUGAAGCUUUAACUUCACUCUGUAAUAGAUUUCCUAACCUAACAAGAGUGGAGAUAACCUAUUCUGGUUGGAUGUCCAAACUUGGAAAACAGUUGGAUAACCAAGGGCUGUUCAUUCUAUCUAAUUACUGCCCUUCUCUUAGUGACCUCGCCUUGAGCUACUGUACUGUUAUCACUGAUGAGGGUCUCUCUUACUUGUCUUCUUGCUCCAAACUUUCAGCCUUGAAAUUGAAUUUCACACCUAGAAUUACCGGUUGUGGUAUAUUAUCUCUUGUUGUUGGCUGCAAAAACUUGACCAUUCUCCAUCUUAUCCGAUGCUUGAAUGUCAGUAGUGUUGAAUGGCUUGAGUAUCUUGGCAAGCUUGAAACACUCGAAGAUCUCACAAUCAAGAAUUGUAGGGCUAUUGGAGAAGGAGAUUUGAUUAAACUUGGCCAGAGUUGGCGAAAAAUUAAACGUUUGCAAUUCGAGGUGGAUGCUAAUUACAGAUAUAUGAAAGUUUAUGACCGUUUAGCUGUUGAUAGAUGGCAAAAGCAAUGUGUGCCUUGUGACAAUAUGUUAGAGCUCAGCUUGGUUAAUUGCAUUAUAAGCGCAGGCAGAGGGCUUGCUUGUGUUUUAGGAAAAUGCAAAAACUUAGAGAAGAUUCACUUGGACAUGUGUGUUGGGGUAAGAGACUGUGACAUAGUAAGCUUGGCCCGAAAAUCAAAAAACCUCCGCAGCAUAUCUCUUCGAAUUCCUUCUGAUUUCUCCUUCCCUGUAUAUCUGAACAACCCUUUAAGACUAAGUGAUGAAAGUCUAAAAGCUCUGGCUCAGAACUGUCCAAUGCUUGAAUCCAUCAAGAUAUCUUUUUCUGAUGGAGAGUUCCCUUCAUUUUCCUCGUUUACCUUAUGUGGGAUUGUUUCUCUGAUACAAAAGUGUCCAGUGAAGGAACUUUCCUUUGAUCAAGUCUAUUCCUUCAACGAUAUUGGUAUGCAAGCUCUUUGCUUGGCUCAAUAUCUUGAAAAAUUAGAGCUUGUCAGAUGCCAAGAGAUUACUGAUGAAGGGCUGCAUCUUGUGAGCCAGUUUUCUCGAUUACGAAUCUUGCGCCUAUUCAAAUGUUUAGGUGUAACCAAUGAUGGGUUGAAGCCACUACUUGGCUCUUACAAACUGGAACUUUUAGCUGUCGAAGAUUGUCCUCAAAUUUCUGAGAGGGGUAUGGUGGGAGCUGCAAGAUCCAUUUCUUUCAGGCAAGACCUGUCUUGGAUGUUUUGAAUAUCUUCCUAGCUUAUUAUAUAUACUGUAAGUUAUGUUUAUACACAGUUAUCUAUCUUUGUAUUUGUUCUUUUAUCAGUAUAACGUGUACUAUUGCUUUCUCUCUUUGUAUAUAGCUUGCUUGUUGUAUUGUUUUCACAGUUAUUUCUUAAUAUCACAUUGUUGUGAAUUGUACACACGUUUCAAUCUUAUUCACUAUAUAAUAAAAGUAAUUACAGAUGUUGGUGGUAAA